This is a messenger RNA of Taeniopygia guttata (zebra finch), 2608 nucleotides long. Lineage: Eukaryota; Metazoa; Chordata; Aves; Passeriformes; Estrildidae. The record is from RefSeq and is a predicted model, not a curated record.
GGCGCUGACGCGGCGGCGGCCGGUCGGUCCCAGCAGCCCCAGCGCUGCCCGCAGUGACGGGCGGACAAAGGGGCGCCGCGCCAGCCCGCACCAGCGGCCCCGGGCGGAAUUGCCAAAAUGCUUUGGAAUUCUUAAACGAUUCAAAAGCUGAAGUCUCUGAGGAUACAAAAGCAUAAGAACACAAGAAGCAGCAAGGAGGAUUCAGUGCCAAUGCAGCAACAAAAAAGACAGCCAGAGUUAGUGGAAGGAAAUCUUCCUGUUUUUGUUUUUCCUACAGAACUUAUAUUUUAUGCAGAUGACCAGUCAACACACAAGCAGGUGUUGACUCUAUAUAACCCCUAUGAGUUUGCCUUAAAAUUCAAAGUUCUUUGUACAACUCCAAAUAAAUAUGCGGUGGUGGAUGCUACUGGUGCAGUGAAGCCUCAGUGCUGUGUUGAUAUUGUGAUUCGUCACAGAGACGUUCGGGCUUCUUACUAUGGUGUCAUAGAUAAAUUCCGUCUCCAAGUGUCUGAGCAGAGCCAGAGGAAAGCAUUAGGGAAAAAGGAGAUUAUUGCUACUCUGCUUCCAUCUGCAAAGGAACAACAACAACAAAAGGAAGAGGAGGAAAAACGAAUAAAAGAACACCUGGCUGAAAGUGUCUUUUUUGAGCAGACUUUGUGUCAACCAGAAAACAGAACUGCCUCGUCGGGACCUAGUUUACUCACAGUCUUCCUUGGAGUGGUGUGUGUCGCAGCACUAAUGCUACCUACAUUGGGGGAAAUGGAAUCCCUGGUGCCUCUCUACCUCCACUUAAGUGUGAAUCAAAAGUUAGUAGCUGCUUAUGUUUUAGAUUUGAAGAACAGUCACACUAAGUUUUCCUCACCCACUACCUGGCAGAAAUGAGGAUUUAAAGGAAAAGAGCUAGGCAGCUCCAAAGAGAUAGCUAGAGGUGAGGUAGUGAUGGGGAAAGGUGCAAGUUUGUGAUGGUUCAUGCACACUCUGCUGACUCACACAGGUCCAUCUGCUGAAGUGGUUUGAAAUCUCACUUGUGGCUCUUUGCCCAAGCUGAUGCUGAUGGAUUCUCAGAUCAGGACCUUGCAGUAAUCCUCACUUCAUUUUUAUCUCUGCUUUUGAAAAUUACUCCAGGUUCUGCUGGUGUCAGUUACAGUUUUAAGCCUUUUGACUUUAUACAUUUGCAAGAACUGAACCUGUUUCUAGAUUCCCUAUGAAGUUUUGAGAGGUUUUGACUUCUUUGCUGGCAGUGCUUUUAGUGUUCAUGGACAGAUUCUUUUGUGUGUGACUCUUGCUCAUGUAGAAAGUCAAUUGCUCUUGAGAAGUUUAAACCACUUUGUUCCACAAGGAAGUACAACUGGACUGUGGAGCAUUUAAUUGGAAAGGGUGGUUAUACCACACCAACAGGACUAUAUGAUAUUUAAGAAGUAUUUGAUUUACAGAAAUUAGUUAAACCCUUUAUUGUCUGCAAGUCCCUACACAAGUGGUGCUGUAGGGAUGUUCUCCAGAAGCCUCUGCUGUUCCUCUGCCAUGGUGGAAUUGAUCCAAGCUAAGGAUCCAGCAGCUGUGGGAGCACUGAUUGUCUGAACCAAUACUGACCUUAAUAAAUAGCUGAGCUGUAGCUUCUCUUUAAGGGAUAAAUUACUGAUCUAAUGGAAGGCAGUGUUGCAGCUCUGUUCUGUUGUGCUUCUGCCUUUACCAUCUUCAUAAAGUAGCCAAGUUCCAUCAGUGUGGAGUGGAAGGAGAUAAAAUAGUCUCAGAAACAUCUUUAUCCAUGGUGAGAUCUGUAGGCUUUAGCUGAGCUUUCUGCAGUGAAAGGCUGUUACAGUGACAUCAUCUGAGCCUGCCAGAAAGUGAGAUUGUUCAAGAACUGAUUGUUAUUUUGAUGUUACAUAAGGCUGGAAUUCAGGGAGCCCCUAUGUUCUUCAUCUGCCUCACCUUGUGCCAUAUAACCCAUGGCUAAGAGCUGCAGAUUUGCACUUUUUCCUGUAUCAGCAUAUAAUUAAAAGAAACUUUUCAGUGUGUCAUGAGUAGGUUUAUUAGCCCCUAUUUCCUGUUUUCAUCUGGUUUUGUUUUUAACCUCUAUCAGAACAUUCCUGUUUUCCCUCCCUCUUUAAAGGUCACAACAAAGAAUCUGUUGAAAGCUCCCUCUGCAAACUGACAAGGGAGCUUAACAUCUUUGUCUAAAACUGGUCUUUGAUCAGUUAUUAUUCACAGAGCAGAAAAAAGCCUUGGAGCCUUCAACUGAUCUGCCUUACUGAUGAUUCAGCAUUUGAAUGGCACUGCCCAUAACUGGCCCCCAUGAGGAAUGAGGUUUGGGUACUAGUGUUGCACUUACCCAAGUCAAAAGUUCCACGUUAAGAUUUUCCAAUAGAGAGAUCAGUAAUUGUUUGGAGUAUUUCUAUCUCUUUGACAUUUAGUUAUUAGAUGCACCACACAUCAGCGUUGAUUUUUGAGUUUGUCAAAAUGUGGAGUGAUACUUGUAAUAUCUAAGUGUGUAUAUAAAUGCAUUCUGCAUGUGUUUAUCUACUUCUACCAUAUUUUCUGGCCUGUGACAGGGUAAACUCUUAAUUUUAAAUGUUUUAUUUCAAGUUAAAUAAAAGUGUUUAGUUCUUAA